ACAUCGCAUAUAAGAAUUCUUAUUAGAUCUCAUAGUGCGAGGUAGCAUAGAAUCUUAUACGAGUACCUGCAUUGUUUACAUUCGCAUCCAACUGUCAUUGGAAGCAAAUCAGUGUACGAGUUCGAGUUUUUGCUUCUGCUCUUGUGUCGAGUUUUUCGAUUCUAAAAUCCCUAAUUUUCUGAAAUCAUACGCAAGAUGUUCACCGUGGCUCAAUUUUUUGAGAAGCAACAGCUACGUGUGCUUGCUGUUCCGGUGUCAUGGGUCCGAGAUGGAUGUUUGUUGUGGCCCAAACUUCCAUCGAACGAGAAGAUUGAAAAACUUCGGAACGGAGGAUGCGAGUUCCAUGGUGCAACGAAGAGAAUUCCGGUCAUUGUGAGCCGGAAAUAUAAAAGCCUGCACUCGGCAGAGGCUGCAGCCGAAGACCUACUAAAACAGGAAGUAUCGGAUAUUGAAACCAAGCGAAAAUUGCUGAAGCACCGUAAAUCUAAGCCCGAGGAAUCACGCCCUUUGAAAGACUACAACAAAAUUAUUAGUGAAAUCGCCUCAUCUAAAAAACCCGCACUCGAUUCUGACAUCGCGAUUCAUCAGCAAGAGCAUCCUGGAACUAUUGCAGCAUCAUCUCAGCUAGUUCAGCUGCCACCACAAGAUUAUUCUUCCGUUCCGACAUAUAUUCAGCCUCGAGAAUUGGGACACCAAACACAGCGACCGCCGAUUAAUUCGCUGCCUGUUAAAACUGAUCGGGCGCAGCUAGCGGCCAACUUUGUUGAAACGGUACAAGCUCUCGGAACACAGUCUGUGACCCAAAGCGAGACGGGAUACUUACCCCAAGUUAUCUUCAAAAAGCCGGUCGAUCAAAGUAACCGCGCUAAAUCAUCUGACAUUGCUAGGCCACGUCAAAUCCAACGAAACGAAGAACCGUUUCAUAGAGAUGAAGCCGCCCAUGCUGUAUUGGAACUACCGGAUGGUGAGCAGCAAUUCCAGUCUGUAUAUGUGACAGAUGAUAACAUCGUCUACCUCAAUCCAACGCUAAACAAUCCAGAUUCCAUUGAUUCCUCAGGCAAUAUUAUGGACUCGAUCGGUGAAAUAAAAGUUGCAAUGGAAUCGUUGAAGUCUGCUAUAACAAAUGUGGGAACAACAGUCAAUACGUUGCGAGCUGAAGUGAGCGAAAUGAGGAAUGACAUGACUCGCUUCAAAGAUGGUAUAAAAGAGACGGUACGACAGGUGGUGGAGGAUUGCUUGGAGAAAAGUUUCCCACGAUUCGCUACAAUGCUGGAUAUGGACAGUAAGGGCCACACUACGUCGGAACAUUCUACUGUUGAGGAGCAUAAACUCAUUAACGACGAGGAGGACUUAUUCGCAUUCAACAAGACUCUGUCAAGCAAACAAGUAUUUGAUGAUUACGUCAAAUAUUUCACAAAAAUCAUCCCGCCUAUUACAUAUUACGCUAAGGGAGAUUCCGCAUGCUACUUACUCGUUGACUGUUUGUUCACACGAGCAUUCUGGAACAGCUUUACCUGGACCGGCAUCAACAGAGGAAACAAAUCUAAACGAGGAUUUCGUGAAUUCGCGAAUGUGCUUCAGCUUCUAUUGGCAAUUGUUAGCGUUGGUGAUCCAACCUAUACCAACAUGAAAUUGGAAGCGUUCUGUAAGAAUCGGCUAUUCCGCUACUCAAAAACGAGGUCUUCAAGUAAGCAACUACGGAAGUCUACGUGUCGGCGUACAAAGACUAAGAAGGACGAUGCAAAUGAAAAUCACGAUGGGGCUGAGCAGGUUAACUAUGGCAGUUACGAUGAUGGUCCGGAUAACGGUGAAUCGUUUGAUGAUGACGAGCUUGGUGAUACGCCGAUGGAUAAUAUCACGUCUGGCUCAAACCAAGAUGAUUCUGAUGAUGAGGUGGAUCGUGAUAUUGAUGUCAAAUCUCAUGUUGAAGUUUUGAUGAACUCUGAUGACGAAUAAUGAAGAUGUUUGGAAGAUGGAAGGGGCAAUAUGCCCCUUUUGUUUUUUUGCAAAUGCAUAACGAAUGUUGAUUUUUGUUGAA
Aedes aegypti (yellow fever mosquito) is the source of this 2038-nucleotide messenger RNA. RefSeq lists its product as uncharacterized. The transcript has 6 exons. The record is from RefSeq and is a predicted model, not a curated record. NCBI's taxonomy places the organism in Eukaryota, Metazoa, Arthropoda, Insecta, Diptera, Culicidae. The coding region runs from base 196 to 1956 and encodes 586 amino acids.